Messenger RNA from Camelina sativa (false flax), 961 nucleotides. Its product is annotated as short-chain dehydrogenase reductase 3c-like. Lineage: Eukaryota; Viridiplantae; Streptophyta; Magnoliopsida; Brassicales; Brassicaceae. The record is from RefSeq and is a predicted model, not a curated record.
GAAAAGAAAACAUUGAGAGCAAAGAGGUAACAAGCGAUGAACUGUGUAAUGCAACUCUUGGUUAUAAAUCAAGUGUAUUACACAUAUAUAUACUCGGCUCGAUCGACAUUAUAUUACCGCGUCUUAUAUAAAUCUUUUGUAAUCCCCAACAAUGUCGGGACUCAGAAGAUUGGAUGGUAAGAUCGUAAUCAUAACAGGUGGAGCUAGCGGGAUUGGAGCCGAAGCGGCUAGGCUGUUCACGGACCACGGUGCUAAUGAUGUACAAGAAGAGCUAGGCCAAAACGUCGUCGUCACAAUCGGCAAAGACAAAGCAACUUUUUACCGUUGCGAUGUGACAAACGAAGCGGAGGUAGAGAACGCCGUCAAGUUCACCGUCGAAAAACACGAAAAGUUAGACGUUCUGUUUAGUAACGCCGGCGUCUUGGAACCGCUGGGAAGCUUCAUCGACUUUGACAUCGAACGGUUUGACCUCACAAUGGCGGUCAACGUCCGUGGCGCGGCUGCGUUUAUCAAGCACGCGGCACGAGCCAUGGUGGAUAAAGGCAUGCGUGGUUCAAUCGUAUGUACGACCAGCAUAACGUCGGAGAUAGGUGGUUUGGGACCUCACGGUUACACUGCUUCUAAACACGCGCUUCUCGGCCUGAUUAGAUCGGCAUGUGGCGAUUUGGGGAAGUACGGGAUUAGAGUAAAUGGAGUUGCACCGUACGCGGUGGCCACGCCGAUGACUAGCCACGACGAGGAGAUGGCGAGGCAGGUGGAGGAGUAUUUUGAAAACAAGGGGAUUCUCAAGGGCGUUGUGCUUAAAGCUAGCCACGUUGCACAAGUUGCUCUGUUUUUGGCUUCUGAUGAUUCUGCUUAUAUAAGCGGUCAGAAUUUGGCCGUGGAUGGUGGUUAUAGUGUUGUUAAGCCAUAAUUAAAAGUUAAAGCUGCUUUAAUGAAUAAAUAUUGGAUUAUGCUUUCA